AUGGCGUCUUCAAGACCUCGGCGCCCGUCCACAUGGCCGGACCUGCCGUCCGAUCUCCUCGGCGGCGUACUUUGCGGCCUCCCUUCCCUCGCCGACCGCAUCCGCCUCCGCGCCGUGUGCCGCUCGUGGCGCUCCCCCAUGCUGCACCAGUCUCCGCCGCAGCUACCCUGGCUCGCCUUCCGCGACGGUACCCUCUUGGACGUCUCCAACAACACCGCCCACCAUGUGCGUCUUUCGGACGACGGCACGAGCUGCUACUGCGCCGGCGAGAAUAUGCUCUUCCUCCUGCAUGGCGACGGCCACUGCUCUCUGAUGAACACCUUCUCCAGCGAUGUGACCCCUCUCCCCGAGCUAGCCACUCGCCUGAAGGGUUGUGACGUCAAGAGCACCGAUAUCAUGAAGGUGGUGGUGUCCUCAGCGCCUCAAAUUGUAGCGGUUCUGUUCAGGUCCACCUAUGGAUCCGGUGUUCUGGCUUCUAUCUGCCGGCCAGACGGCAAGAUUCAGUCGUGCCAAGUACUGCGGACUGACCGGUACAUUGGCAAGAUCUGUGACAUUGUUAUCUUUCGUGGGAAGAUCCACGCCAUCACCGGGGACGACUGUAAGCUCCUUGGUCUUCAGCUCCACAACGACGAGAAAAGGCCACGCUUCAGCAGGCGGAUCCUCUGCGCUUCUGAUCUCCCUCCUAGGCCCUCCACAGAUAUCUACGAGGUUGAGCGAUAUCUAGUGGAAUCCAAUAGCAAGUUGCUCAUGGUGAGGCGAUGGAUCAGCGGCGUCUGGUACUCUGAGUUCGCAAACUGGGCUCGUGAGCUCUCCGUCGUCGAGGCCGACCUGAGCAGUGGCCAGUGGAACAAGGUCGACGGGCUGGAGGGGCAGGCACUCUUCGUGAGCAGGCAGUGCUCCAAGUCUGUCCCUGCUGCUUCCUCUGGAGCCCGACAAGACUGCAUUUACUUCCUCGACGAGUAUGGCCUUGGGGAUUCUGGUACAUACAGCAUGGGAGAACGGAAGAUCACGCCAUUGCUGCCGGAGAAGCCUGCAACUCCACUACUAUCGAACCGCCCCCCAGCGUGUCCAGCAUGGUUUUUUCCUGUUGAAGUUUAA
Molecule: messenger RNA, 1098 nt
Organism: Lolium perenne
Lineage: Eukaryota; Viridiplantae; Streptophyta; Magnoliopsida; Poales; Poaceae
Molecular function (GO): protein binding
Source: RefSeq, a predicted model, not a curated record